AUGGAUAAUUGGAAUAAUAUUUUAAAAAGAAAUAGAGAAUAUAUCAAAGCUAAGAAUAAAAUAAAGACCCAAGUUGAAAAUAACAGAUUACAACAACUCGGAUUAACGGAAAAUCUACAAACUCUAUUUCAAUCCAUAUUAAAAUCUCAAGAGGAUAUUAAAAAGAGACUUAUCCCUCCUAUAGAACCCACACCUCCUAUAGAACCCACACUUCCUAUAGAACCUCAUCAAAUAGAAUAUCCCAUUGAUGGUAUUAUAAUUAGGUCAUUAUAUGAUAUAAAUCAUUAUUUUUCAAACCCAGAUUUACCAAAGACCAUUUCACCAAUUGUUGAUAAUGAUGGGUUAUUGUUUAAUGGAUAUAGAAUAAAAUUUGAUCAAUUUUACCCUUCAUUCAAAAUCGAUACAAUAGACUUUAUAUUUACAACAACAGAAGGAUUAAUAGAUUUAAUGAAUGGUGAGGAUAUUUAUAUUGCCGAUUAUAAGGAUUUAGUAGCAUACUCAAAAUUUUUACAUCUAAUUAAAAAUAGAGGACCCGACACAAAAAGAUUGAAAGAUGUUAAAAAAAUUAUAAAAGCAAUUGAACAUAAAGAUAAAUACGAAGUUGACGAAGUGGGUGAUUAUAAUGAAGACAAUCCACCAAUCAUACAAGAAAUAGAUGAAUUCGAAGAUAUGGUGGCAUCUGGACAAGGUAUGACCUUUUUAUCCGACAACAACGAAGAAUUGCUUAAUAGAUUACGAGUAAUAUUAGAAGGUCAUGGAUCGCACAGACAAUAUAAUGAAGUAAAUUGUAUACAAACGUCAGAUUAUUUACAGUCUUCCAACAUUUACUGUACCGAUAGGAUAUAG
Molecule: messenger RNA, 846 nt
Organism: Lottia gigantea (owl limpet)
Lineage: Eukaryota; Metazoa; Mollusca; Gastropoda; Lottiidae
Exons: 1
Coding region: 1-846 (281 amino acids)
Source: RefSeq, a predicted model, not a curated record